AUACCACGGUUGUAUGUAUACGACCGUGUUUCAUACUCAAACUGAUCGUCAAGGUAAAUUUUAAAUCUUUUAUUUUCUCCUUCCGGGUUCAUUUCUAUUUUACAAUUUUACAUCUCAAAUCUAUAACAUUUUCUCAAAGAGCCUAAUACGAAGUUUUAAAAAUGUCGUGUUUAAAUAUAAUUUCUCGUAAUUUCUCAAUUUCUACUUUAACCCGUGCAGCGAUUAAAAAUGUCACCGUUGUCGGCGGUGGUUUAAUGGGCUCGGGUAUCGCUCAAAUAUCUGCUCAAAGUGGUCACAAUGUGACAAUUGUAGAACUCAACCAGGAAGUUUUAGACAAAACUCAUAAGAACAUUCAACAGAGUUUACAAAGAGUCGCUAAAAAGGUUUAUAAGGAAAAACCUCAAGAAGGUGAGAAUUUUGUUUCAGAAUCUUUAUCAAGAAUUAGUACUUCCACAAACUUAGCCGAUGUAGUACAAAAUUCAGAUUUGGUGUUGGAAGCCAUCGUUGAAAAUUUGUCCAUCAAGCACAAACUUUUUAAGUCCAUAGAUGACAUAGCACCAGAAAAAACUAUAUUUGCUUCCAAUACAUCAUCAUUGUCUAUCGGCGAGAUUGCAGCUGUCUGUAAGAGGAAGGACAAAUUUGCUGGGUUACAUUUUUUCAACCCUGUACCGGUGAUGAAAUUAUUAGAAGUUGUCAGAACUCCGGAAACAUCUGAUGAAACUUAUGAAAAAUUAAUGGCUUGGGCAAAAGCUAUUGGUAAAACAGCCAUUACUUGUAAGGACACUCCUGGAUUUGUAGUCAACAGACUUCUUGUUCCAUUGAUGGCUGAAGCAAUUAGAAUGUUGGAGAGAGGUGAUGCUUCUCCUAGGGAUAUUGACAUAGCUAUGAAGUUAGGCGCAGGACACCCAAUGGGACCUAUUGAAUUGGCCGAUUAUGUUGGACACGAUACUACUAAUUCAAUUAUAAACGGAUGGCAUGAAAAAUUCCCAGAGAAUCCAUUGUUCAACCCAUUACCAUCUUUACAGAAAUUGGUUGAUGAAAAAAAAUUGGGUAUCAAGACUGGUGAAGGAUAUUAUUGUUACAAGAAAUAAUCUUCUUUAUAAUUAUUGUUUUGGGGCAGAAUAUUAUAUUAUUUUUAUUUUAUUCAUAUACAUAUUUGUUAAAAUUAUAGUAAUUAUUGAAAAAUCAAAUUAUUUUUAUAUACCUAUUGUUUUAAUCGAAUAAAUGAAACACAAAAAAAAUGAA
Molecule: messenger RNA, 1245 nt
Organism: Acyrthosiphon pisum (pea aphid)
Lineage: Eukaryota; Metazoa; Arthropoda; Insecta; Hemiptera; Aphididae
Gene: Hadh
Product: L-3-hydroxyacyl-Coenzyme A dehydrogenase
Biological process (GO): fatty acid beta-oxidation
Cellular component (GO): mitochondrion
Molecular function (GO): NAD+ binding; (3S)-3-hydroxyacyl-CoA dehydrogenase (NAD+) activity
Source: RefSeq, marked validated